AUGCUGAUUGUUCAGGGAUACGAGUCCAGCGAUGGUGACGAGUCGGAUAAGGACCGUCAUGAAAGUCUAGCUGUUGGUGUAAUAACUGAACAAAGUGCUUCGCCCAUAAGAAGCACCACCAACAAACUGAAGAGAACAUUUGCAGGGUCAAUAGAACAAGUCCACUAUGAUGCAGCAUUGUUCAAGUCGACAUCUACAAGUCAAGACCGAUCCCAAGCAAAGAAAUUGAAGAGGGCCAGAAAGAAGAAUAAGGACGACUAUUUAGGGCCUUGGGCAGCGUGGGACCAAAGUGAACCUGAGCCGGAACACGAACAGGAAAGUAACGAGGCUCAUGGACUAGAAAGUGAUAAGGAAAAUGAUCGAGAUGCUGAGAAUGAAGAGAAUGUGGACGAAGACGAUCUGGACGACUCCUCUGUUGAAACCACCCAAUUUUUUGGAACGAAGAAAGGCGACUAUUUGGGAAGAUCCUAUCUCCAUGUUCCUACAGACGUUAACAUUAAUCUCAAGCAAGAUCCAGGUUCCCAUCAGUGCUUUGUACCCAAGAAACUCGAACAUACAUUCGCAGGUCAUUCCAAAGGAAUCAACAAGCUUGAGUUGUUCCCAAGGUCUGGUCAUUUGAUGCUUUCUGCGGGUAACGAUCCGGUCAUUCGAUUAUGGGAUAUGUACCAUGAUCGCGAACUUUUAAGGGAGUACUAUGGUCACAAACAGGCAGUGAAAGAUGUGGUUUUCAAUAAGAUUGGAGAUAAGUUCUUAAGUUGUGGCUACGACAAAUUAAUUCAUUUGUGGAACACAGAAAGUGGUAAAAUCGAAAAGACGAUUAGGGUUAAAGCAAUUCCCAACGUUAUCAAGUUCAAUCCUAAUAAUGAAGCAGAAUUUAUUGUAGGAUUGAGCAAUCACAACAUUGAACACUAUGACAUGAGCACCUUAAGCUAUGAAGUGCCCAUUCAAACAUAUGACCACCAUCUUGGAGCUAUCAACUCGUUGACAAUAAUAGAUGACGAAAAACGGUUCAUAUCCACAGCAGAUGACAAAACUGUGCGUUUCUGGGACUGGCAAAUUAACAUCCCCAUCAAGUUUAUUUCUGAUCCUUCACAGCACUCGAUGCCCACCUCUGCAUUAUAUCCAGGUGGUGCAUUUGUUGCGCUACAAUCAAUGGAUAAUACCAUUCAGACAAUUCAGGGACGUGGUAAGUUUAGAACCAACAACAAAACCUUCAGAGGCCAUAACGUAGCUGGCUAUGGAAUCGACAUUGACUUCUCGCCCGAUGGAAAGCUCAUAGUCAGUGGUGACUCUAAAGGAAAUAGCUACUUCUGGGAUUGGAAAACUUGCAAAUUGGUAAAAAAGUUAAAGGUCAGUACCAGGGUCAUAAGUAGCAUCAAGUUCCAUCCUCAAGAGCCUAGUGGUGUAGUAAUGGGAGGAAUGUCUGGAGAGAUCUAUUACUAUGCAUGA
This is a messenger RNA of Suhomyces tanzawaensis NRRL Y-17324, 1449 nucleotides long. RefSeq lists its product as uncharacterized. Gene Ontology annotation, molecular function: mRNA binding; protein binding. Bases 1 to 1449 code for a protein of 482 amino acids. Gene Ontology annotation, cellular component: catalytic step 2 spliceosome. Lineage: Eukaryota; Fungi; Ascomycota; Pichiomycetes; Serinales; Debaryomycetaceae. The transcript has a single exon. Gene Ontology annotation, biological process: mRNA splicing, via spliceosome. The record is from RefSeq and is a predicted model, not a curated record.